Messenger RNA from Phycodurus eques (leafy seadragon), 1031 nucleotides. It is a transcript of the gene ppie, whose product is annotated as peptidylprolyl isomerase E (cyclophilin E). Lineage: Eukaryota; Metazoa; Chordata; Actinopteri; Syngnathiformes; Syngnathidae. Gene Ontology annotation, biological process: protein folding; protein peptidyl-prolyl isomerization. The transcript has 10 exons. Gene Ontology annotation, cellular component: intracellular membrane-bounded organelle. The record is from RefSeq and is a predicted model, not a curated record. Gene Ontology annotation, molecular function: RNA binding; peptidyl-prolyl cis-trans isomerase activity. Bases 8 to 913 code for a protein of 301 amino acids.
UUGUAAUAUGGCGGCAAGCAAACGAGUCUUGUAUGUUGGUGGGCUGGCAGAGGAAGUGGACGAGAAAGUGUUGCAUGCUGCUUUUAUCCCCUUCGGAGACAUCACAGAUAUCCAAAUACCAUUAGACUAUGAGACAGAAAAACACAGAGGAUUUGCAUUUGUUGAGUUUGAGCUGGCAGAGGAUGCUGCAGCUGCUAUUGAUAACAUGAAUGAAUCUGAGCUUUUCGGUCGGACAGUACGCGUCAACAUCGCCAAGCCGAUGAGAAUCAAAGAAGGAUCCUCUCGACCAGUGUGGUCGGAUGAUGACUGGCUGAAGAAGUUCUCGGGGAAGACUUUAGAAGAAGCUGAGGUGGACGCGGCGGGAGAAACAGGCACCACUGCUGCACAAGAGGCUGAGCCCCCUGCUAAAAAGGGCAGAAUUAAUCCGCAGGUUUACAUGGACAUCAAGAUCGGCAACAAACCUGCAGGGAGACUUCGCUUCCUCCUUCGGGCCGACAUUGUUCCCAUGACAGCAGAAAAUUUCCGCUGUUUAUGCACACACGAAAAAGGAUUUGGCUACAAAGGGAGCAGCUUUCAUCGCAUCAUUCCCCAGUUCAUGUGCCAAGGAGGUGACUUCACCAACCACAACGGCACUGGUGGCAAGUCCAUAUAUGGCCGUAAAUUCGAUGAUGAAAACUUUGUCCUCAAACACACUGCUCCAGGGCAGCUCUCCAUGGCCAACUCUGGAACCAACACUAACGGCUCUCAAUUCUUCAUCGCCACUGACAAAACAGACUGGCUGGAUGGCAAACAUGUGGUGUUCGGAGAGCUGGUGGAGGGGAUGGAUGUGCUUCGUGCAAUGGAGGCCCAAGGGACCAAAGAUGGCAAGGCGAAGCAGAAAGUCAUCAUCUCAGACUGUGGCGAAUGUGUGUAAAUGAAACAGAACUUUGUGUGCCUGUUUGAAUUUGUCUGUGAAUGGUGCCAUCCUUUACACGUUGAGCCCAAAUCUUUCGGCAUGUAAAUAUUUCAGUAAACUUUUUUUUUUUUUUAAA